Molecule: messenger RNA, 2063 nt
Organism: Grus americana (Whooping crane)
Lineage: Eukaryota; Metazoa; Chordata; Aves; Gruiformes; Gruidae
Gene: RAD51B
Product: RAD51 paralog B
Exons: 11
Coding region: 139-1194 (351 amino acids)
Biological process (GO): double-strand break repair via homologous recombination
Cellular component (GO): Rad51B-Rad51C-Rad51D-XRCC2 complex
Molecular function (GO): ATP-dependent DNA damage sensor activity; DNA binding; ATP hydrolysis activity
Source: RefSeq, a predicted model, not a curated record
CUGGUCUGAAAACGCCUGGCAUCUGAAACGGCUCAGGCUUGCUGGAGGCAACCUGGUGAACCCGCGGAUGCUGUGAACCAGGCACUGACCAAAAAGCGGGAGAGCUCCAGGAUUCCUCCCCGGAAAAGAUUGGGGAGCAUGGCUGCUAAGAAGCUAAGAAGAGCAAGGUUGUCUCAGGAGCUGUGUGAAAGGCUGAGUCGCCAUCAGAUCAUUACCUGUCAGGACUUUUUAUGUCUUUCCCUCUUGGAGCUAAUGAAAGUGACAGGACAGAGCUACCAUGAUGUGCAGAAGCUUCUUUGUAAAGUCAGCCGAGCUUGUGCUCCCAAAAUGCAGACAGCUUAUGAAAUGAAGCUGAGGAAGUCUGUCAAUCCAUCUUCAGCCUUUUUAUCUACCACGCUGCAUAGUUUGGAUAAAGUCUUGCAUGGUGGAGUGCCUUGUGGAUCACUCACAGAGAUAACUAGCCCACCAGGUUGUGGCAAAACUCAAUUUUGUAUUAUGGUGAGUGUUCUGGCUACACUGCCUGUAAGCAUGGGAGGACUAGAUGGGGCUGUUAUAUACAUUGACACAGAGUCUGCGUUCAGUGCUGAAAGGUUGAUUGAGAUAGCAGGAAACAGAUUCCCUACUUAUUUUGACUCAGAUGAAAAGCUGUACUGCAUGACCCGUAGCGUUCACCUGUAUCGAGAGCUGACGUGUGACAGUGUACUGAAGAGGAUUAUGUCUUUGGAAGAAGAAAUUAUUUCAAAGAAAGUUAAACUCAUAAUAAUUGACUCUGUUGCUUCAGUUGUCAGAAAGGAGUUUGACACACAGCUCCAAGGCAACCUGGCAGAGAGAAGUAACUUUUUGGCUAGAGGAGCAUCAGUGUUGAAGUAUUUGGCAGAGGAGUUCUCAAUACCAGUUAUCUUGACGAAUCAGAUUACCACAUCGCUGAGCAAUGGCCUUGUGAUCCAGGCAGACCUGGUGUCUCCAGCUGAUGAUUUGUCCCUGUCUGAAGGAGCUUCUGGAAGUGGGAAGAGGGAAUCCGGUUGUGUGACAGCAGCCCUCGGCAACACAUGGAGUCACAGCGUCAACACCAGGCUCAUCCUACAAUAUCAUGACUUGCCGACAAGACAGCUCCUGGUUGCUAAAUCCCCUGUUGCUCCAUUCUCUGCUUUUUUCUACACCAUUGAGAAAUCAGGGUUGGUUCUUCAAGGCUGAGCUGGGGAAUGAGUGGUCACACAACUGACCCGUAGCCUCCCACCUACCACAGCAGCAGUGAGGACAAGGAGCCACCUGAGCCACUGUUUGAUUUUCAUUUGGAAGAUUUGUCAUGCCCUAGGAAAAGAUCCUAAGCAGUGUCCAGAACUCAGAGCAAGUACAGAUUUCUCUAGUGUAAAAUGAACUAAAUUCCACUGUCACAUCUGAACACGAGGAGAGAAGGGUGUCCCUCCAGCUGGUCCCAGCUGCCUGGGCUCAGGAAGGACACCACUUACUGCUGUAUCACUCAAGGGGUCAGGAAAGUUCAGCACACAAACUGAAUCUGCAAACUCGAGUCCUCUUCUGGCAGAGGGGGUAAAUGAGCUGGCCCACCUGAGGGCUGCAGCAGACAGCGCGGCACUAAUUGAGGCUGGCUUGCCUCACGGUCAGUUCAAGAGCAUGUCUUUUGUGGACAGAUCUUUGCAGAAAAAGAGCCUUGGCUGAGGAUGAAGCUGCCUGCCUCCCUUUGCUCCCCUUCCACUGGAACAACUGUGUCCACCGACACCUGUUUUCAGUGUAGCUUCUUGACUAUGCCUGGGUUGAUGGUCCAGAGAGGACUGCACAAUUGUCAUUAAAUUUGUUCACCUGUCCUUCCCAUGGUGUGAAAAGUGAGUGAUAAUUUAGUAACUUGUCCAAAGUAAUUACUUGUCCAAGAAGAGUAAAAGUCUGCAGGGACGCACAAGUGAUAAGUCUGUGGUAAAUCGGGUUUGCCACCUGUCUGUUACGGUUCAGAGGGUAUGGAUUUUAUUGAAUGACUAAGGGCCUUUUUGUCCAUAAAGUACAAGACGUGACAAGGGGCAUCUGCUGAUGAUGUUGAUUUCAGGAAGUGU